Molecule: messenger RNA, 282 nt
Organism: Staurois parvus
Lineage: Eukaryota; Metazoa; Chordata; Amphibia; Anura; Ranidae
Source: the annotation of a GenBank genome assembly
AGCUGUAUCCAAAACUUGUUGUUGACAGGACCACUCCUCAAAUCCACCGCGGCAGUGGAGAGGGUGUCUCCUCUCAGCGGAGGAGAGCGGACCUCUCCUGCACCUGUCCCCUCAGCGGUGCUGCCAAAGCCUGAAACCGGAAGUUGGAAAUCGGAACUCGGCUUCACAAUGAGGCUUGGAGCGCAGGUGCAGCUGCUCCAUCAUCUGCGCUCGCCGCACAAGAAUUUCUCCUCGCAUUUUGCGAGCGGGCGAGCAGCUUUUUCAAGCCCUGAUAUAGCAGCU